ACUUUUUCUUCCCUCUUCUCUGAUUGUUGUCUUUCUUGUACCCAAUUUUGAUCAACCCAGAGAGUGGAGAUGCCUGUAAGUCACCCGUCAGUUCACCCGGUGGAAGCGCCGCCGUCUCCUCUGGCGGACGGCAGAAAUGAGCCACUGAGACCUAGGAUGAAGGAUAUACAGGGCAUGCCAGGAACAGUUAUUGACGUUAUCUUGAGAUUCUCGCAGUUUGUAUUUGCAGCCGCAGCUCUCUGCGUUAUGGCUACAACCAGUGACUUUUCUUCUGUCACUGCCUUUCGUUAUCUUGUUGCUGCUGUUGGCAUACAAAGCUUGUGGAGUUUGUCACUAGCUAUAGCUGAUAUAUAUGCCCUUCUAGUUGGCCGGUGUUUGCAGAAUAAUAAUAUAAUCGUUGGCUUAUUUGCUACCGGUGAUGGGAUAACAUCUACUUUAACAUAUGCAGCAGCAUGUGGAAGUGCUGGUAUCACAUUACUUUUAAGUAGGGAUCUUGAUUUGUGUUAUAUGAACCAUUGCAUACAGUUUCAGACAGCCACAGCUAUGGCUUUCCUCUGUUGGUUUACUGCUUUCCUAUCAUUUAUAUUGAAUUCCUGGUUCUUUGUAUCUCGCACAUGAAUUUUUGGUUACUUGUUUCUUAAUAUAUUGCAGAUGUAUUUUCUUCUUUUGUACUGUUAUUUUCUCCAAGGUGUGAGUAAUGAAUGCAAGUUUGAUUAAAGAUGAUAUU
Molecule: messenger RNA, 727 nt
Organism: Impatiens glandulifera
Lineage: Eukaryota; Viridiplantae; Streptophyta; Magnoliopsida; Ericales; Balsaminaceae
Product: CASP-like protein 5A2
Exons: 3
Coding region: 70-618 (182 amino acids)
Cellular component (GO): membrane
Source: RefSeq, a predicted model, not a curated record